AUGCUCUCGGUUGCUGUAAAACGGCCCCAAUUCCGGACCCGGAAGAAAUCAGAAGCUGGGAAUGAAUCCACCACGUCGCCCCAGAGGCAUGUCCCUGUAACAGACCCUCCAGUUCCUCUGGAGCAAACAUCCUGCGAACAUCAAAACGAGACAGUUCGUGGAAUCUCCACCAAGGGAAAAGCUCAGAGUCCGGUUCCAGAUAUUGAACUGGCCACUGCGGAAGCUCAUGUUGCCACAGUCCCUGAGGACGGCACUGAGAAUCGCAGAAGUCUGUCCAGAGAAUAUUCUCAUCUCUUGGAACCGGGCGCGAGACUUUGGUAUGAAGCCUAUACUAGUCUCAAAGUUGCUGAACCCCAAUUACUCUCUGUCUACGAGGGGAUUCUUCACAAGUACCAGACGCCGAAUUCUCAAGAAAGUCCGGUAGCGAACCUUCCAGAUCCUGUCAAAGCCAUUGAUGAGGUAUUGGAAGACGAGAGUAAGCUACUCUGGGUCAAGCAGAUGACGAUUCUAGAGACCUGGAUGGCCGAAACGGACGAUCCUCAUACCUACGAAGAAGGAUCACCCCACGCGCAGCAGUUGAUGGCCUUAUUUAAAGAUAUUGUUCGGCCAUCUGCCAUUAGCAUGAAGCAGGCUGCAUGGCCGUGGGUGGCUGCAUGCCUUGCCGCAAAGACCCUAUUUACUUAUGGUACACUAUCCGGACCAGUUGCUCUUGGCUUCAUUGAACUCGUCUCAAAAAUUAAUUUCUUUGGGAGGCUAUCGCGUUUUUCACCAUGCGAGGCUGACGCUGGCGAGAUGGUACACACCUUGAAAAAAACCACAAUUGGCCACAACUGUACGAGAGAUGCAUUAGUAUCCCUUUAUGCGGCGGUUUUGCUUUACUUUGUCCGUAUUGCAUGUUCGCGUACGGGCAAGGGCAUGAUUAUCGAACCUGGAGUUAUGGACCAGCUUUCCGGCCGCAUUCAACUAAUAGAGGGCACGUUUAUAGCUAGUUUCGACAACAAGAUUGGAGACACGCUCCGAGAUUUGUUUUCCCAGGCCGAACGUCCCAAGAAGCGACCAAGCUCGUAUACUGGAAAAGAGAAUGGCGACAGAGAAACGUCCUCUAACCUUGCUUUGCACUUCGAGGAAUCAGCAGAGAUCCUGCAGAAGGCAUGCCACACUGAAGAGCCACCGGAAGAUUUGCUUGACUGGAUUUGCUCGACAAAGGAAUACAGUGAGUUUCGCAGGAAGGACACAGACGCAAGCCGGGUCCUUUGUGUCACUGGUUCACCAGGUGCUGGCAAGUCAAUGGUUCUUCUGGGAAUUGCCCAACACAUGAUGGGGCUGCAGGAUCGUAGCAGCGGCUGCGAAAAAGUUGCGUGUUUUUUUGGCGACAGAUCCGGUCUUGUUUCAGAAAACCCAGCAGCGAUUGUGCACAGUCUCAUCCGACAAAUAAUUAAACACAAAAGUUCUCUUCUCCACCACCUUGACAAAGCGUACGAGGCAACUAGAAGGCAUUCCCUCGACCGUACAGCAGACGAAUUCAUGGUUUUCGGGGUUCUGCUCCGGAUUUUGGAGGACCCGGAAGUUCCAGAAACUUGUUUCAUUGUCGAUGCGAUUGACCAGUGCGGUGUUGACGAAGACGAUGUUGACACAGAACAGUGGUUAGACAGUUUCCUGAGGUUGGUUUCCGCGACCAUAAAGCUGUCUCCAAAAGUCCGAUGGGUGAUUUCAAUGUGUCCUGCCGUCGAAAAGCGGGUGUCUUUGGGCAAAUCCCUUGUCCUCGAGCUUGACUCAAAAAACAUUGCUACGAUUCUUGAACAGAGUGUAGGCUCCAAAGUCGCCACCAUAGCCAAAAACAUUCACCUAAGCUGUGACAAAAAAGCACUCCUCCAACUCCAAGAAUAUCUCACCAAGCGGUGGCAGGGUAAUCCUCUGUGGGUGAGGGUGGCGUGCAAAGUCAUACAACACCAUCCUUUUUUGUGGGAUAUUAUGGAUGUCCUGAAGGAACUACCAGACAAUCUAGAAGGGUUGUAUAACUAUUCCAUGACGACAAUUAGCAAGCUUCGCCCAGAGUCUUUCGACUUUUGUAGGCAAAUCCUUCAAAUCACGGCCGCGGCAUACCGGCCUCUAUAUCUCUGGGAACUGCAAGCCAUGGCAGAACUACCCGCUCUCGUGGAUGUCAAGUUCAUCAUUGCCAAAGGGUGUUUUGCAUUCCUAGAGGUAUAUGAUGAUAGAGUAAUGUUUGUCCACUCCUCGGCCAGGAAUUACCUCCGGAAGACCUUGCUUCAGGAGUCAAAGGCGCGUGGAGAAUUUGUGCUGCGGUGCUUCCAAUUUCUCCCGGAACAUUGCAGAACGGCUGUAGCCGAAGAGUCUCAAACGGAGCAGAAGGCAGAUAUCCCCGUUCGGUUGCACUACGCUGAAUGGUAUUGGAUGAGACAUAUCUCUGCAUUGAUCAGUCGAGAUGCCAACCAUGUGCCGUGGGGACAGCUUGCCACCUUUCUCGAAGAGAGCCUCCUAGUGUGGAUGGAGAGAUUGGUACUGGCUCAGGGUCUGGCGGUGGCCCUUACUCAGAUGACUGAUCUUGUACUUGUCCUCAGGAAAUAUCUGGACCGUGGCGCCGGCACCCAAAGUCCGCAAGCCAAUUCUUGUCUGUCACUUGUCCACCGUGCAACACUUUUUCUCCGAUUCCACCAAUCCACAAACAGUCCCGAGGGAGUACCUGCUACCAAUAGCCUGGUCUUCUAUCCCACGCAGCCUUAUUCCAUCGAGAAAAUGCUCGGCGGUAAGGCACCAUGGCUAGCUUCCUCACCAGUAGGUCGAGUCAUGGGGCCCGUCUGCCUGGUUCUUAAAGGCCACCGAGACUGGGUCCGGUCAAGCGCCUAUUCUCGAGAUGGCCGACUCGUAGCCACCUGCUCCGAUGACAAAACAGUUCGCAUCUGGGACGCCCAUACUGGUGAGCUCCAAGUCCUCCUCGACGGCUUCGAUGAAUGGGCACACCUGGUCACAUUUUCCCCCAGCGGCCUCCUGGCAACUGCAGGAGAAUCAGUCAUUGAAAUCUGGGAUUACAGGCUAUCUGUUUUGGAGAAAACUUUCAAGAAACGUGAUCUGCUCCCUGGAGAGGAAUCUGAAAUCAGCCAUCUUAAAUUUUCCCCCAAAGGCGACCAACUGGCCGCAGCCAUUGGGAAGACUGUUUUCAUCUGGGACACUCGGACUUAUGAAGCGGAGAAAUGGGAGCGCCAGGAAUGUAUAGAGCAGUUGACAUUCUCCGCAGAUGGGCGCUUACUCGCAAUAGCCACACUGUUUGAUAUUACUAUCCUGCUAGUAGAAGACGGCACAAGUAAAUGGUCUAGGCUUCUGGAGAACAACACGGAGAAGAUCAAUGGAAUCUGUUUCUCUCCAGACUCCAAGUCUAUGGCAUCCUGCUCAACCGACGGCACUGUCAAAGUAUGGGACAUUACUUCCGAUGCCCCAGCGCAUACCAUUCGCUGUGGGCCGGUAUCAGAGUACGCCUCUAUUGAUUUUUCGGCUCACGGCUUGCGUUUUGCUGCUGCUGCUGACAAGGGCAAGGGCACUAAUUCGAUCGAGUUCUGGAACAUCCAAGGAACGGGGUACGAUGCACCGCACCAGAUUACGUCUUGCCUGGCACCGAGUGUCUUUUCGCUGUCUUAUUCGCCCACAGAACAGGAGCUGGUGUCGUCUUACGCGGGUAAAGUUGCUCAUAUUUGGAACCUGGAGAAUGCGUCGUCACCGGUCCUGGAUGUCUCCGAUAUAGCCGGUGAUGUGAUGCCACGUGUCCAGCACAAGAAGAAUGUUUCCUUCGUAACGAUUUCUGUCAGUGGUAAACUCAUAGCUUCUGCUUCCGAGGAUGCGAUACACAUUUGGAAUGGGUGCACUGGCAGGCACGAGAAACCCUUGGACAUUGGUGAAGAACACAACUCCAUCAUAUGGCUUGCCUUCUCAGCUGAUGAAUCAAUGCUGGUUGCAACUUCCGAAGAAGGGGGUAUCCUGGUUUGGGAUCUCGAGGCCUCGACACAACCACGUUGGUGUCAUGCCCAUGAAGACUGGGUCCGGUCUGCCGUCUUCUCGCCUGACGGCAAGCUCCUGGCAUCAGUAUCGGAUGACAAGCACGUUAAGGUGUGGAAUCUUUUCUCAGACCCCCAAAAAUGCCUGGAAAAACAAAAACCCUCAAUAUUCAAAAGUCACACUGGCUUCGUUAUCUGCAUUGCUUUCUCAGCUGACGGAAAAUACAUCGCGUCCGGCGGCGAUGAUGGCGUUCGAAUCUGGGACUUGACAUCAGUGGCUCACCAGGACGGUGAAGGUAACACAGAGCUGUCUCGAUUUCAAGGCCAUUGUGGCCGAGUGACCGCAGUCGCGUUCUCUCCAGAUGGAGAGGUCCUUGUGUCGUCCUCGUGGGACGAUGUAAAUAAUCUCGUCAGAAACGAGGGAAGUACUGUCGUUGCCAUGCUGGCCCUCUUGGAGCUUAAGCUUCAAGCGAAAGUGGAUCCAGUGGAAAGAUAA
Metarhizium acridum CQMa 102 is the source of this 4500-nucleotide messenger RNA. NCBI's taxonomy places the organism in Eukaryota, Fungi, Ascomycota, Sordariomycetes, Hypocreales, Clavicipitaceae. The record is from RefSeq and is a predicted model, not a curated record.